AUGUCUGAGAAAUACGACAGACCAGCGCAGCCUCCGCCAGCGUAUGUCCACGGCGGCAACAACGCGCCUCAGCAGCCCCAGGAGGGGCAACAACCACCUUCAGAGGGACAACAGGGACAACAGUAUCAAUUUCGGCAGGACCAGUACUACAAUUUGAGUGCAAAGACCUCCGGAGCGCCCAUCGGCUCAUUUGAAGAAAGUUUCCCUACGGAAAAUCAAAACAAAUUCCGACUCAAUGACUGGCCCUUUACCAUUAUAUUCCUCAUCACCGUUUGCGGGUUCAUCGUCAUUGCAUCGAUAACGCUUCGGUCUUGGGCGCUCAACUACUCGGCCAACGGAUCUGGCAUAUACACCUCCGGUUCAACGGGCACCUUGAACACCAACUCUGCCAUUCUGCUAGUCUUCGCGUGCGCAAUUGCAUUUGUGUUCUCUGUAAUUGGGCUCAUCACCAUGCGGUUUACUCCCAAGUACUUCAUUAUCUGCGGUAUGAUUGUCAACAUUUUGGCCGGUCUAGGUACCGCGAUCGCGUAUCUUUCCAUGCGCUACUGGUCUGCGGGUAUAGUUUUCCUGAUCUUUACUGCGAUCACUGCCUGGUGUUAUUGGGGUAUGCGCUCCAGGAUUCCGCUUAGCGUUGCGAUUUUGAAAACAGUCGUUGACGUUAUGAAGCGUCAUCCGCAAACAUUCAUCGUUUCCCUUGCGGGUACCCUCAUUGCGAGCGCUUUCGGAAUUCUUUUCUCGGCCGUCAUUGUGGCAACCUACAUGAAAUACGACCCUUCUCCCAACAACGGUGGGUGCUCUGUGGGCGGUGGUUCCUGUUCGAAAUCCAAAUUGAUUGGCAUCUUGGUGGCUUUAUUUUUCUGCGGUUACUACAUCUCGGAAGUUAUCAGAAACGUAAUUCAUUGCACGGUGUCCGGCAUUUACGGAUCUUGGUAUUACUUGUCCAAGUCUGAUGAAGGCAUGCCACGUUGGCCCGCUCUUGGAGCUUUGAAACGGUCUUUGACGGUGGCUUUUGGCUCUAUUUGCUUUGGCUCUUUAAUCGUUUCUCUCAUCGAAACGCUGAGAACCUUUUUGCAACUGCUCAAAAAUGAUGCGGUGACAAACAUCUCCGGCAGCCAGUGGGGCCAAAUCGGAUUUAUGAUCAUCGAUUGGAUCAUUGGGUUCUUGCAAUGGUUGGCUAGCUACUUCAAUCACUAUGCCUAUUGUUUCAUUGCCCUUUAUGGUAAGCCUUACUUGCGUGCAGCAAAGGAAACUUGGCACAUGCUAAGAGAAAAGGGUAUGGACGCACUCAUCAAUGACAAUCUAAUUAAUAUUGCCCUGGGAUUCUACUCUUUGUUUGUGAGUUACAUGGUUGCUCUGUUUGCCUACCUAUAUUUGAGGUUUACCGAUCCAUCUUACAAUUCUGGAGGAGGUUUUAACGCCCCUUUGAUGGCUUUCUCUUUUGUCAUUGCAAUGCAAAUCUGCAACCUUGCCAACGAAACCAUCAGAUCAGGAACGGCCACGUUUUUCGUUGCCCUCGGUAACGAUCCAGAAGUUUUCCAUGUUUCUUACCCACAAAGAUUCGACGAAAUAUUUAGAGCUUAUCCAGACGUUUUGAAAAAAUUGAGUCAUCAAAACGUGUGA
Messenger RNA from Lachancea mirantina, 1620 nucleotides. The record is from the annotation of a GenBank genome assembly. NCBI's taxonomy places the organism in Eukaryota, Fungi, Ascomycota, Saccharomycetes, Saccharomycetales, Saccharomycetaceae.